UCUGUUCGUGUAGUCCUGAUCGCUGCAGGUCGAGCAGGCGAACCCAUCGGCCCCCUCUUCCGUUCUCUCGUGCCGGAGCUGCAGAGAAGAGACCAUCAUGCCUGGACUUCUGCUGGGAGACGAGUUCCCCAACUUCGAGGCCGACACCACCAUCGGCAGGAUCAAGUUCCACGACUUCCUGGGCAACUCAUGGGGCAUCCUGUUCUCCCACCCGAGGGACUUCACCCCCGUCUGCACCACUGAGCUCGCCUGCGCCGCUAGGAUCAGCGACAAGUUUAAGAAACGAGGUGUGAAGAUGAUUGCCUUGUCUAUUGACAGCGUCGAGGAUCACAGCAACUGGAGCAAGGAUGUGAUGGCAUUCAACAGUGAGGCUGAAAGCGCUCUGCCCUUCCCCAUCAUCGCUGAUGACAAAAGAGAGCUGUCCGUCCAGCUGGGCAUGCUGGACCCCGAUGAGAGAGACAAGGAUGGAUUGCCCCUCACCGCCCGCUGUGUCUUUGUGAUUGGCCCCGACAAGAAGCUGAAGCUGUCCAUCCUCUACCCUGCCACCACGGGGAGGAACUUUGAUGAGCUGCUGCGAGUUAUCGACUCCCUGCAGCUCACUGCACAGAAGAAGGUCGCCACACCUGUGGACUGGAAGCCUGGUGACAAAGUCAUGGUCAUUCCUUCGCUCUCUGACGCCGAGGCUGCCGCUCUCUUCCCCAACGGCGUGACCACUAAAGAGUUGCCUUCUGGGAAGAAAUACCUGCGCUACACCCAGCCCUGAGGAGACACUAAAGACAACAUCCUGCUCACCUUUCCUGCUCUAUCACCUGGAAAUCACACAUAAAGCUGACCAACAGCAUAGAUGCACUUAUCUGGUUGGGGGACUGGUUAUUAUUUCAGUCCUCCAAUGUGUCCAGCGGUAAAUCAGGAGUGUUUAUUGUGCCGUUGUACAGUGCCUUGUUUACUUCCCUUCAAUAAACACACUUUUCACACA
This is a messenger RNA of Chelmon rostratus (copperband butterflyfish), 976 nucleotides long. It is a transcript of the gene prdx6, whose product is annotated as peroxiredoxin 6. Gene Ontology annotation, cellular component: cytosol; mitochondrion. Gene Ontology annotation, biological process: cellular oxidant detoxification; cell redox homeostasis. Gene Ontology annotation, molecular function: peroxiredoxin activity. Bases 98 to 763 code for a protein of 221 amino acids. The record is from RefSeq and is a predicted model, not a curated record. NCBI's taxonomy places the organism in Eukaryota, Metazoa, Chordata, Actinopteri, Chaetodontiformes, Chaetodontidae. The transcript has 5 exons.